UGUCCAGUGCUGACCAAUUACCAGACUCUGGCUGUGAUGAAGAAUGGACGAGGCCCAGAAGCUCUAUUCAGGAUCCAAAUGUUUAAGUUUGUAGGCAGCUCCUACAGAGACAUCUUCCUCCACUGUAACGUCCAGAUCUGCCACAGCAGUGCAGGAGCAUGCCGGCCUAACUGCUCCACUGAGGAUGCAUCAGCACGCACACGCAGAGACGUUGCUCUGUCCCACACUGUGUCCUAUGGACCAAUAAAAAGACGUGAGGUUCACUCUGACAAAAGCAUUCUGAGUAAGUUUUAUCUGCACUUCAGUGUUUACAGUUCCAUAAAGGUGCAUGUGAUUUUGAUCACUAAGACAGUACCUUCCUACUGUAUCCAAUGACAAACAACUCUGCUCUAGAUGUAAGUGUGCCCCCAGUGGAAACCUUUGUGCUUGGAGGUCUGUUGGUGGUCCUGCUGCUCAUCACUGGUGUGUUUGGGAGGCUAUGGCUCAAAAGCAGACAGUCUUAUCCUACCCAAGAGGCCCAACUCACCCUGUCCAACAUCCACCACAUCUCAGAAGUGGCCAGCUAAGCUUGGGUCCACAAGGAAAUACCUCUCUUACACAUGCACACAGACUCAAAAUUAAAUAUGUAUUCUGUACAGUGAGCAUUAGAGUUAUAGAAUGUUGUU
Molecule: messenger RNA, 665 nt
Organism: Ictalurus furcatus (blue catfish)
Lineage: Eukaryota; Metazoa; Chordata; Actinopteri; Siluriformes; Ictaluridae
Product: pancreatic secretory granule membrane major glycoprotein GP2
Exons: 2
Coding region: 37-375 (112 amino acids)
Biological process (GO): neutrophil migration
Cellular component (GO): apical plasma membrane; cell surface
Source: RefSeq, a predicted model, not a curated record